Prunus mume (Japanese apricot) is the source of this 2130-nucleotide messenger RNA. Its product is annotated as CBS / octicosapeptide/Phox/Bemp1 (PB1) domains-containing protein. Gene Ontology annotation, molecular function: protein binding. Lineage: Eukaryota; Viridiplantae; Streptophyta; Magnoliopsida; Rosales; Rosaceae. The record is from RefSeq and is a predicted model, not a curated record.
GUGGGAAUCGUCAGGCAAUCACAAAUUACGAUAACUCUCUGUCUCACCCAAAUUUUAAUAGCACAGAAACAAAAAGGAGGGAGGGGUUGGAGCCACCCACAACUCUAACCUUGUCUCUCUGUUUACCUCGCUCUAUCACUGAAACUAAUUAGGGUUCUUGCAGUCCAGAUAAAGAUACAGAGAGAAUCAGAGAAGCCCUAAUAAUCAUUCAGAAUAAAGAUGAGCAACCAAGUGGGUGUCCGGAGGACCAGUCUGAGCCAGAAACGGGGUCCCUCCGCUGCGAUUAAGAAAUCGGUCCCUCCCGAAAAUGGAACCUCUAAUGGCACCACCAGCAAACCCUCGUCUCCUCCUCACCCCCUUUCGUCUGGUGGUGGGGAAAGGACGGUGAAGAAGCUAAGGUUGUCAAAAGCCCUAACUAUUCCGGAGGGGACUACAGUAUCCGAUGCAUGUCGGAGGAUGGCGGCUCGCCGUGUGGAUGCUGUGCUCUUAACUGAUGCAAAUGCGUUGCUUUCAGGAAUUGUGACAGACAAGGACAUUUCGGCUAGAGUCAUUGCGGAGGGGUUGAGACCGGAGCAAACAAUUGUAUCAAAGAUCAUGACGCGGAAUCCUAUUUUUGUUAACUCUGAUUCAUUAGCCCUUGAAGCUCUCCAGAAGAUGGUCCAAGGUAAAUUCAGGCACCUCCCUGUUGUAGAGAAUGGAGAAGUUAUUGCCUUAUUAGAUAUCACCAAAUGUCUCUAUGACGCUAUAUCAAGAAUGGAGAAGGCAGCGGAGCAGGGGAGUGCCAUUGCUGCUGCAGUUGAAGGAGUGGAGCGCCAGUGGGGAGCCAAUUUAUCUGCUCCAUAUGCUUUUCUGGAAACUCUGAGGGAGCGAAUGUUCAAGCCUUCCCUAGCAACCAUCAUUGGUGAAAAUACGAAGGUUGCAAUUGUUUCCCCAUCAGAUCCUGUCUAUGUUGCAGCAAAAAGGAUGCGGGAGUUUCGGAUGAAUUCAGCUAUAAUUGUUACAGGGAGCAAGAUUCAGGGGAUACUAACUUCAAAGGAUAUCCUUAUGCGAGUUGUGGCACAAAAUCUCUCUCCUGAGUUGACUCUGGUGGAAAAGGUAAUGACGCCAAACCCUGAGUGUGCCACGCUAGAGACAACAAUCCUUGAUGCACUGCAUAUAAUGCAUGAAGGGAAGUUCUUACAUCUUCCUGUCUUAGACAGAGAUGGAAGUGUUGCUGCUUGUGUGGAUGUUCUGCAGAUAACUCAUGCAGCUAUUUCAAUGGUUGAAAGUAGCUCAGGAACUGCUAACACUAUGGCAAACACAAUGAUGCAAAAAUUCUGGGAUUCAGCACUUGCUUUGGAGCCACCUGAUGAUUGUGAUACUCAAAGUGAAUUGUCUGCACUAAUGGCUUCUGAUGGGACAGAUGGAAAGUUCCCUUAUCCUUCUCUUGGUCUUGGAAAUUCAUUUGCGUUCAAGUUUGAAGAUAUCAGGGGUCGAAUGCAUCGGAUCAAUUGUGGCAUGGAAAAUUUAGAUGAGCUGUUAUCUGCUGUCAUGCAAAGGAUUGGUGCUGCUAAUGAUCAUGAUCGUCCUCAUAUAUUGUUUGAAGAUGAUGAAGGUGAUAGAGUUCUACUUGCAACUGAUGAUGAUCUUGUUAGUGCAGUCAGCCAUGCACGAGGAGCGGGACUGAAGGUUCUAAGGUUGCAUCUGGACUUCUCUGAUUCUGGCCACAGAACCAUAUCGCAGUCAGGUACAACAACGGCCCAGGAAACGGGAUGGACGUCUCUCCACACUGGAGUUUUGGCAAGUGCUGCUGUUUUAACCAGCAUUGGGGUGUUGGUCUACUUAAAGCGCACUAACCUGUAAUGUUAUCCUGAUUGUUCAAAGGAAGCACAUGCUAGGAUCAAUCAGAAAAAGGUUACUCAAGAGCCAUACCCUGCCCUUCCAUGCCAACCCUAGUAGAUUAUCUCAUUGGCAGAGGUUUAAUGAAACUGAACGUAUUGGAUUCAGAUCACCACCAGCAGCAACUAGUGUUCCGUAACAGAAACGGAAAGUAAUAUAUUGUAGCUUACACAGAGCUGCAAGAAGGUGAUGAUUGGUCCACUGUUACAUUCUUUUUGUUUCUGAUAUUACUGUGGAAGGGAUUCUUUGCAA